AUGAAAGAGAUCCAGAGCAAGGGGUGGGUGAAAACUCUGCUGGUGGGCCGCGGAGCAACUAGUUUCUUUCACUUCGCAACAACAAAAGACAUCAAAAAGUCAAGACCGACUGGCCGGGCACUUGCAAGACUGCUAUUGUUAUUGUCUGGCAUUUGCGCAACCAUCGCGGCAUGGGCACUGAAUCUAAACGACAUGCUUGAAAGAAACAAUAAAACGAAGCCGUCUGGUGGUGGUCAGAAUGCAGAUGAACCGUUGGCAUCCAGACUCUGGCUCGGCUUAUUCGAGCAUCCUCCCGGCGCGCUGGAGACGAGGCCCCAUAACCCUGCGAUCCGAGACUUCUAG
Molecule: messenger RNA, 342 nt
Organism: Aspergillus calidoustus
Lineage: Eukaryota; Fungi; Ascomycota; Eurotiomycetes; Eurotiales; Aspergillaceae
Source: the annotation of a GenBank genome assembly